Cynocephalus volans (Philippine flying lemur) is the source of this 1960-nucleotide messenger RNA. It is a transcript of the gene NECAP2, whose product is annotated as NECAP endocytosis associated 2. Bases 9 to 812 code for a protein of 267 amino acids. The transcript is spliced from 8 exons. Gene Ontology annotation, biological process: endocytosis. Gene Ontology annotation, cellular component: membrane; clathrin vesicle coat. Lineage: Eukaryota; Metazoa; Chordata; Mammalia; Dermoptera; Cynocephalidae. The record is from RefSeq and is a predicted model, not a curated record.
CCGUCGAGAUGGAAGAGGGUGGAUAUGAGUCGGUCCUCUGUGUCAAGCCGGAGGUACACGUCUACCGUAUCCCGCCGCGGGCCACCAACCGUGGCUACAGGGCCGCGGAGUGGCAGCUGGACCAGCCAUCAUGGAGUGGCCGGCUGCGAAUCACUGCAAAAGGGCAGGUGGCUUACAUCAAGCUGGAGGACAGGACCUCAGGGGAGCUCUUUGCUCAAGCACCCGUGGAUCAGUUUCCUGGCACAGCUGUGGAGAGCGUGACGGAUUCCAGCAGAUACUUUGUUAUCCGCAUCGAAGAUGGAAACGGGCGACGGGCGUUUAUUGGAAUUGGCUUCGGGGACCGAGGCGAUGCCUUUGACUUCAACGUUGCAUUGCAGGACCAUUUCAAGUGGGUGAAACAGCAGUGUGAAUUUGCAAGACAAGCCCAGAAUCCAGACCAAGGCCCCAAAUUGGAUCUAGGCUUCAAGGAGGGCCAGACCAUCAAGAUCAACAUUGCAAACAUGAAGAAGAAGGAAGGAGCAGCCGGGACUCCCCGAGCCAGGCCUGCCAGCACAGGAGGGCUGAGCCUACUUCCUCCUCCUCCCCCAGGGGGCAAAACCUCCACCCUGAUCCCUCCCCCUGGGGAGCAGUUGUCUGUGGGAGGGUCCCUCAUCCAGCCAGCAGUUGCUCCUGGUUCAGGAGGAGCCAAUGUAUCCUGGCCACAGCCCAAGCCUGCCACUGCUGCGACUGCUGAUGUCUGGGGCGACUUUACCACAUCCACAGGGUCAGCUUCCAGCCAGACUCAGCCAGGCACCGGCUGGGUCCAAUUCUGACCAGAGCACAACUCUUUUUCCUCAUACGACUUCUGGGAAAGAGCCGCCUCACCUGGGCCAAAAGAAGGAGGAUGAAGCACUCCCUGGCUGGCCUCUGUUGGGAGCAUGACUCCUUCCUCCCCUCCUUGCCUGACUCUUUUGAUAGAUUGGGCAUAUUAGGCAGUGAACUGGCACCAUGUUGCACUGUUUUCUUGAGAUUUGACUAUGUAGCCAUAACACAAGAGAAGAAGAGCUCCAGGAUCCUUAUCCCUGUCUGUCCUCUUGGCAUGAAAGAGACUCUGAGACUUGACUUCUCCCGUCACAGUGACCCAUAUUAAACACAAGCCCCCAAAGCAAAAGAAUGGGUUGAGUUUGCUGCCUGGGUUCAGAUUAGCCCUCCUCAGGGGUUACAGGUGUCAAGUGAUCACUGUUUGGCCGGGGGAGCUUUCUGCACUCCCACUGGCUGUAUCACUUCAGUCAAGGUGCUAUCCAGAGGAGGGAUUCCUUCCUGAUUUCAACUUGAACAGACAAUCAGGAGGGAAAUUGGAAGGAUUAAGGAACUUUUUAAAAAUGUUAAUAUUUUGCUUUGCUAGUGUGCUAAUCUGCACUAAUUCAUUGCCUUUGUAAAAGGGACAGCUCCUGCAGUGUGCCGCAGCAGGGCCUUCUGAAGGCAUUCCUCAUUGUCAGCCAGCUGCCCUGAGCUUCAGGUAGCAGUGGUCAUCUCUAUCCAGUUGCCUGGUUUCUGUGUCUCCAGGCCAGGUAAGCAAUGCAGGGCUGAGGCCAGCACUGGAAGCCAGAUGGACCAGUUAGGGCAGGAAGGUGGAAACUGUUGUCAUGGAGGUGGGGGGUCAGCUUCCUGUCCACUGGUGGCUCUCUGCGCCCACAGGUUCAUAGCACAGCUUCUGGUGGGCUUGGAUUUUCUCUUGGAUGGUUUCUGAAGUGACUUAUCUGCAAACAGCCUCUUACUGUCUUUUCUCCUUUAGGGACUGUGAAUGACAGAAGAAGCUCAGUGAACAUGAAGUCUAGGUUGCCUGGGUUACAGGUUCAUAAGAAAUCAUUUUAUCUGAGCUACCUCUGAAAUUCCUUAUAUUGACUUACCUUACUUCUCAGUUGAAUGAGUUCUUCUUUGAAGGGUCAAGACCAUGAACUGAGGAAAGUGUUGGCCUUUU